AUGGAUGAAGUAUUGAAUCCUACUGCAAUUAAUAAUUACUUGUCUAGUAUUGAAGCUUUGAGUGGAACUAAUUUUAAGAAAUGGAAUGAACAAAUUGGAAUUGUUUUGAGAAUUAUGGAUUUAGACUAUGCAUUAAGAGAGCCAGCACCUACAAAGCCUAAUGAUACAAGUUCUAAGGAACACAUGGCUUUAUAUGAAAAAUGGAAACGCUCUAAUCGUUUAAGUCUAAUGAUUAUAAAAGGCUCAAUUAUGCCUGCAAUUCAAGGAGCAAUCCCUGCUUCUGAAAGUGCAAUGAGUGACAUGAAAUCUAUUGAAGAACAAUUCAUUGGAACUUCCAAAUCCCUUGCUAGCACUCUUAUGAUUAAAAUGAUGACAAUGAAAUAUGAUGGUUUGAGUGGUGUUUGUGAACUUAUCUUGAAGAUGAAUGGCAUGGCCUUUCAAUUAAAGGGAAUGGACAUGGAAAUUUCUGAAGGUUUUCUUGUUCAUUUCAUUAUGACUUCUCUUCAUGCGCAAUUUGGUCCUUUCAAGAUCAAUUAUAAUAUGCAGAAAGAUAAGUGGAAGAUGAGUGAGUUAAUUGCCAUGUGUGUUCAAGAAGAAGAGAGGCUUAAAGCUGAAAAGCCUAAUAUGGCUCACCUUAUCACCUUGGGUCCAACCAAAAAGAUUUUCAAGAAAAGCAAAAAUGUUCCACCAAAUUCUUGGUAUACUUAUGUGUAUCUUAUUCGUGAAAAAUCAGAAGCACUAGAUAUGUUCAAACUCUAUAAAGCUGAAGUUGAAAAUCAACUUGGCAGAAGGAUUAAAAGUGUAAGAUCUGAUAGAGGCGGUGAAUAUUAUGGUAGAUUCACUUAG
Camellia sinensis is the source of this 846-nucleotide messenger RNA. NCBI's taxonomy places the organism in Eukaryota, Viridiplantae, Streptophyta, Magnoliopsida, Ericales, Theaceae. The record is from RefSeq and is a predicted model, not a curated record.